AUGGGACUUUCAUGCGCAGCUCCCUCGCGCAACUACUGCUACUGGGCAUGCGCGCGACCACAGGCUCAAAUCAAAGGUACCACAUUAAUUGAUUUUAACAAAAACAAAUACAGUACUUCAAAGCUGGAAGUGGACCAGACGAAGGUGACAGGAAGUCCAGUUUCCAGUACUCGAGUAUGGAAAAAAAGGAAAAUAUUUCAAGAAUCUUGGAAACAUGAACCUGAGUUUUCUGGAUGGGUGAAAAGAGUUGAUAAGUAUCCAAAUCAUGUGUUUUGUUGUGCAUGUAAUAAGCAGAUUGCCGCUGGGAAAUCUGAGCUUCGGAAGCGUGCCGAGACUGAUAGGCAUAGAGAUAAUAUGUUGAAGCCCAAUUUCAUCCCCGGGGGUCCAAAAUUAAUUGAUAAAGGGAAUGCUCCCGAGGAAGAUUCCAGUAGUGUUGCAUUGGCCCAUCAAAAAGCAGUUAAAACCGCGGAAAUCCUAUUGGCUAAUUGCAUUGCAGAGCGUAAUGUUUUUCCUGUAAUGAAACGAUCAUUUCCGGAUAGUAUAAUAGCGCAAGAUUGUUCUAUGAAACGUACAAAGUGUGGUACACUUCGCGACUUUCCCCAAAAUAUUUGCAUCAUUGCCAAUAUUUUGGGUAAAGUCGCGAACGAUAAUCUCGUGAAAAUUUUAAGGAUAAAUAAGUUUUCAAUUCUUGCAGACGAAACAACAGAUAUUUCGAAAAAGAAAGUUUUUCGUGUUCUCGCGCGAUAUGUUUCUCCUGACAGCGGUAAUGUUCACACGGAAUUAUUAGAUCUUCUCGAACUGGAUCCAACGGAUGGUUCAGCAGAAAAAAUUUAUAAUUCGCUUCAAUUAUCUUGACGCGAAAAACAAAUUCCUUUGCAGAAUAUCGUGGGCUUGGCCUGUGAUAAUGCGAGUGUUAUGGUCGGUGUUAGAAAUUCCUUCGCACAGCGAUUGAAAUUAGAGGUUCCGAAUUUGAUUUUGAUGAAUUGCAUUUGCCAUUCAUCCGGGAUCGU
This is a messenger RNA of Diachasmimorpha longicaudata, 1010 nucleotides long. RefSeq lists its product as uncharacterized. The record is from RefSeq and is a predicted model, not a curated record. Bases 1 to 855 code for a protein of 284 amino acids. The transcript is spliced from 3 exons. NCBI's taxonomy places the organism in Eukaryota, Metazoa, Arthropoda, Insecta, Hymenoptera, Braconidae.